This is a messenger RNA of Gryllus bimaculatus (two-spotted cricket), 396 nucleotides long. NCBI's taxonomy places the organism in Eukaryota, Metazoa, Arthropoda, Insecta, Orthoptera, Gryllidae. The record is from the annotation of a GenBank genome assembly.
AUGUUCCUGUUCACCCUGGCGGCGUUGACGUCUGUGUCUGUGGUGGUGGUGAUGUUCAUGCCAAAGAAGACCCGUGACCGUAUCUGCCCCUGCUGCAAAAGGCUACCUGGUUACAGCUGUGCGGACCGCCCCGUGGUAGAGGCGAUGGUGGUGCUGACGGCGUGGUCGCUGGCGGCGGCGGCGGCGGUGGUGCUGGGCGCGUCGACGUGCUUCUGCCUGCUGCCGGAGGCGUGCCGCCUGCGCCUGAGCCCGUGCCUUCGCGUGCUGCCGUUCCCGUGCGGCCCCAAGCGUCGGCCGCCGGAGCCCGAGCGCGAGCGCGUGGAGCGCGUGCCGCAGUUUGCCGCGCGCCGCCCGCCGCCCGUGGAGCGGCCCGUGCCCGUGCCGUUCGCGCGCAGG